This is a messenger RNA of Tauraco erythrolophus (red-crested turaco), 885 nucleotides long. Lineage: Eukaryota; Metazoa; Chordata; Aves; Musophagiformes; Musophagidae. The record is from RefSeq and is a predicted model, not a curated record.
AUGAAGAUCUGUGGAAAAGAUAGCGGAAUACGGAAGUUGCCUUUCAAAAUAAUAAAAACCAAAAAGACAGACAUCAAUGGCAAAAAAGAUGAAUGUUUGAUCUGUAGAACUCCUUGUCGUACAUUAUUCCUUUCAAAGCAGACAAAUCCCGAUAUUCAAUCACUGUUCAUGGGAAUAGAUGUGUUAUGCAAGAAAUAUUCAAAAGAAAUAACACAGAUUUCAGAAUUUCAAGAGAAACAUCGUAAACAUUUAUUAGCAUACCACAGACAAAAGACAGUAAAGUUGGAAGAAUCCCUCAAGAAAGUAACACAACAAAUACAUCAGAUGCAAUGUAUGAAACCUCCUGAACAAGCUGCAGAACUACCAUUUUCCAGUACAACUAGAAAUCCACUUUCCAUUCCUUCAAGAGUACAGAAUGGUUAUUCUUCAUGUUCUCUUCAUCCUAGUCAUCCUUCCACUUCUGAAAUAAGGGAAUCAAUGGAGAUUGAUCCUGUACCUUCACCAAUGAGAAAACCCGAGACACUGCCCGGUCCCACAAGAUUAUCAUUAAUUCCUCCACCGCAAGAUGGACGUAUGGGUAGUGUAUCCUACAGAAGUUCUCAGUCAUCUGGAAUAAUGUCAAGUCAAAAUAGUAGAGCAGGAACUACAAGAUCCACACCUAUAAGACUGCCACAUAGUGGAUGUUCACUUACAUCAUCGUCUGGAUCACAAAGCAGUAGAAGGGGGUCAUGGGAUACUUCUGAUUUCAGAACCCGUCAGCUGUAUCCAUUUACAUCACCUUCUACACAGUCAUCUGUAACAAGACUUCCAAUCACCAUCUCUGGACUUAUUCAAAGACAACAUUUAGGAUCGACUAAUUUUGGAGGACAUUCCUCAGCAAGAUAA